This is a messenger RNA of Eimeria maxima, 5975 nucleotides long. RefSeq lists its product as hypothetical. The transcript is spliced from 3 exons. NCBI's taxonomy places the organism in Eukaryota, Apicomplexa, Conoidasida, Eucoccidiorida, Eimeriidae. Gene Ontology annotation, biological process: fatty acid biosynthetic process. The annotation marks the transcript as partial. The record is from RefSeq and is a predicted model, not a curated record. Gene Ontology annotation, molecular function: oxidoreductase activity; 3-oxoacyl-[acyl-carrier-protein] synthase activity; fatty acid synthase activity.
AUGAUGGAGGAGGAUCCUGCAUGGUUUGGUGGCAUGCUUGACAGAAUCCGGGAGCGUGUGGAAAGUGGUCAGCUCAGUAGCCUUCCGCUGAAGGUGUUUGACAUGGAGGACCCCGUUGAAGGAGGAGUGGCGGCAUUCCGGUUUCUGCAGAGGGCUCAGCACAUCGGGAAGGUUGUCGUCAAGUUUGCUAGCUCAAUUGAACCAGUGCAGGAUGGAGCUAUUGUUAUAACGGGUGGCCUCGGCGCCCUGGGGCUAGUUGUUGCGGGCUGGCUUGCAGAAGAAGGGGCGCGGAAUAUAGUCUUGAUAGCCCGCCGCGAUGCUCCACCUCCAUCGGGCAACGUGCCCGAAUGGGACUGGCUUUCGAAUAUCAACUGUAAAGUCAGCUUUUUCUCCUGUGACGUGUCGAACUACGAAAGCGUACGCGGGGUGUUUAAAAAAAUACAGAAGACGGUAGCUCCGAUAAAAGGAAUAUUCCAUGCAGCUGGAGCUCUUGCAGACUCCCUGCUUGAUAGCCAGUCUCUUGAAGGGCUUCGGCGUGUCUACAACGGCAAAGUUGUAGGUGCGUGGAAUAUUCACCGAGUCUGCGAAGAACAGGGCAUCGAUAAGGAUCUUCAGUUCUUCGUACUCUUUUCUUCAAUAUCUUCUCUCAUUGGAAAUGUUGCGCAGGCUAACUAUGCCUCAGCGAAUGCGUGUUUGGAUGCAUUGGCACGGUGGCGCAGAAGAAAGGGGCUUUGUUGUCAAUCGAUUCAGUGGGGGCCAUGGAUUGAGCAGGGCAUGGCGGUGGAGAUGCGUCAACAGCUGGCCAGGAAUGGCAUGAAGGGCAUCACGAAUGAGCUUGGAUUUCGAACACUUCACGACGUCCUCCUUCACCCAGAGUGCCCCCCAGUCCUUGCUUGCCAGGCUUUCAAGUGGAGAGCAUUCUUUAUACGAUACGUCACUGUCCCUCCUUUGUUUGAGGGGGUUUCACAAGAGGGUGCAGAUUUGCCAGAGUCGUCUGGGAUGACUAUGAAACAUCUGUCUGCUGCGGAGAGGAAGGAGUUCAUCAAGGCUCAAGUAGCCGCAGCGGCGCGCCAGGUUCUCGGCAGCAGCUCCGCCCCGUCAUUUGACAAGCCCUUACAGGACCUUGGAGUAGAUUCAUUGGGGGCCGUUGAGUUCCGCAAUCUCCUCUCCAAAAAAUUGGGCAUGAAGCUCUCAGCAACUACUCUAUUCGACUACCCAACAUUGAACGCAAUCACUGAAUACGUCUUCGAAGCAACAGGGGAAGAUAAAGGGCCAGCUGACGGCACUGCUGGCCUUCAGCUAGGUCGCGUUGCUGUUGUGCAUGACGGCCUGGCUGUUGUGUCCGUUGCCUGCCGGCUUCCUGGCCGCUCUAACUCUCCAGAAACCCUGUGGCAGGUGCUGCUUGACCGGACAGACUGCAUGAUGGAUAUUCCACUUAGCAGGUGGAGCGUAUACGAGAUGUACAAUGAUGACUUUGAUUUUCCGGGAAAGGCCUACGUCAAACGCGCGGCAUUUAUUGACAAUGUAGAGUACUUCGACAAUGCCUUGUUCAACAUCACCCCUCCAGAGGUUAAGGCCAUGGACCCACAGCAGCGCAUUCUGCUUGAAGUUUCAUACGAAACCUUCAUAUCUUCAGGUUACACCAAAGAAUCCCUCCACAAUGCUAACAUUGGUGUAUUUGUCGGAGUUUGCAAUCACGACUGGAUCUAUCUGAUGUCUGAUGACACGAUUUCUUCCUAUUCCGGGACUGGGUCAGCUGGAUGCAUCAUUGCCAACCGCUUGUCAUAUGUCUAUGGAUUGAAGGGCCCUUCGGUGGCUGUUGACACAGCAUGCUCCUCCUCCCUCGUUGCAGUGGAUGUUGCAUUCGAAAAGGUUAUCCGCGGAGAUUGCAAAUCUGCUCUGGUCGCUGGAGCAAACUUAAUGCUGACUCCGCAUUUGUUCAUCGCUUUCUGCAAAGCGCGCAUGCUCUCCCCUGAUGGAAAGUGCAAGACAUUCGACGACUCGGCAGAUGGAUAUGCACGAGGUGAAGGUGUUGCCGCCGCUAUGAUUGUUCCUCUGAAUGAGGCCCAGGAAGCAAAUAUGGAAGUCUUGGCUGUUAUUAGAAGCACUGCGUGUAACCAUGUUGGUCGCAGUGCCAGUCUCAUUGCACCUAAUGGCCCUAGCCAAGCUGAGGUCGUCCGUUCAGCAAUUGCUAGAGCUGGCAUUAAGCCUGAUGACAUCGGCUAUUUGGAGACACAUGGAACUGGCACAGCACUAGGAGAUCCCAUCGAGGUGCACGCGUUGAAGUCAGUUUUCGCUAAUGGGAGGCCCAAAGAUGUUCCUCUUGUUCUAGGCGCUGUAAAGACCAACAUCGGCCACCUUGAGGGAUCAUCCGGUAUUGCGGGGUUGAUUAAGGCUGUACUAGUAUUGCAGAACAGGACUGUUCCUCCCAACAUCCACUUCAAGAAGCUGAAUGAACACAUAAAUGUUUCCGACUUCCCUGUUCAGUUCCCCACAGAUAUGGUCCCGCUGAAGGCAAGCGGACCAUCAAAGCGACUUCUAGCUGGCGUUAGUUCGUUUGGCUUCGGGGGGGCUAAUGCUCACGUAAUUCUUGAAGAGGUGCCUGCCAGUCUUCGAUCUGUCAGACGGCCCGUCAGUAGACAGAAGAUCUGCUUCAUGUUUACAGGACAGGGGUCGCAAUACGUAAACAUGGGGAAGGUCUUGUAUGAGGAAAAUGAGGUAUUCCGAGCCAGCUUGAUCAAGGCAAGUCAAAUUGUAGUCGGGAUUUUGGGUGUUUCCAUAAUUGAUAUCCUGUACCCAUCCCCGCAAAAGGAGAGUGAGGCAAAGAAAAUUCUUGCUGGAAGUAGCAUUUCCCAACUGGCUUUGUUUGCAUUUGAAUAUGCAUUAGCUGAGCUGUGGAUGUCAAAGAACGUCUUUCCUGAUAUGGUCCUCGGACACAGCCUUGGCGAAUACGUAGCAGCUUGCGUGGCAGGCGUUUUCACUCUGGAAGAUGCCCUUCAACUGGUAGCCGCUCGCGCUAAAAUCAUGGGAGAAACGCCUUCGAAGGAUGGAGUCAUGGCUGCAGUUCGGGCCACGGAGGAACAGGGAGAGAAGGCGAUUGCAGCCUUUUACGGGGAAAAGCAAAGAUUGUCGUCAGUUGCUGUUGUUAACGGCUUGAAAAGCAUUGUACUUGCUGGUCCACGAAAGGAUGUACUAGCAAUUCUAGGGCAGAUGGAAGCAUCCUCCAGAGCAAAGUUUCUCGCUGUGUCUCACGCGUUCCACUCCCCCUUGGUUGGCUCAACUUGCUUGCCGUUCAAAAAGGUAGUGGAGCAAGUACACCUAAACGCUCCCCACAUUGAGAUGAUAUCGACGGUCACGGGUCAGUUGUGUGAUGAAGCGCUUAGACAGCCUGACUACUGGGCGGAGCACAUCAUUAAGAAAGUUAGGUUUUGUGAUGCCGUCCAGCAGUGCGUGGCAAACGGAGCCACUUUGAUGGUAGAAAUUGGGCCAAGGCCCACCCUUACUUCAAUGGGAAGGGGUUGCUUCAAGGAACAUGCCGAUAGUGGUCUUCAGUGGAUAAACAUGGUGGAUACAGAAGGCGCCAAGAUGGAAACCAUUGAUGCUGUCGCUGCUGCUGCAGCAAGGGGUGCUACACCGGCUUCCGUCGUCUUCAACAGGAAGUAUUUCCCAUGGAGAGAUAUCUGCCAUCCAUUACUCGGCCGCAAGGAAACUCGUGAAGACGGUCGCGUGGACUUUGUCGGCGGCCUAGGUGAAGAGGCGGAAUCGCUGUUUGCCGAUCAUGUGGUCAAGGCCCAGCCGAUGCUGCCCGCAACGUCCAUGUUGGAACUUAUGGCAGUGGCUUCCCGUGAAGUAUUAGACAAGGGGGCAGCGGUAAGCCCACCUUGCUUGUCCCAGCUCGUCUUCGAAAAGCCUCUCGUCUUCCAACCAGGGUCAAAAGUGUCUCUCUCUGUUUCAGUCGACUCGUACGGCCAGGUGCGCCUAAUGAGCACUUCAGAGGUCGACGAAGGAGAGGAUCGGAUUCACGCGUACGCCCAAAUUCUCACUAGUGCGAUUGAGUUACCAGAUCUUGACAACAAAACGAUUCUCAAGGCGUGCCCUGAUGAGGUCGACAUAGCUAAGGCAUAUGCAGAGCUUCAGAAGAUCGGCUUAGCCUACGGCCCACGAUUUCGCACAAUCAAACGUGCGUUCAAGGGUGAAAAUGUUGUUGUGGGUUUGCUGCAAGCUGUGAGCCCCAAAAAUUUCGAACGUGGGUUCCGAGUGCAUCCCGCUGUUAUGGAUGGUGCCUUACAGCUCUCAGCAAUUCUAUUGUCAGAGGAAGGGCAGCGUAGGGCUAUGAUACCAUUUUCCAUCGAAUCUGUCACCAUGCUAAGCGCGAGCGCAGACAAGGAGAUAUGGGCGAGAGUUUCACUUCUGUCUCGGACUUCUACUGCUGCCACUGUCGACGCCCAGUUGUUUACAGCAGACGGUAAGGUACUGGCAGACUUCGGCGGGGUCACUUUCCGCCAGAUUGAUAUGGAGCCAUCCGCUGCGGUUCCGCGAGAUCUCCUGUGGUAUACUGAAUGGAUUCCUGGCUCGAAGCUGGAAGCGCAAACUACAGCAGAGACUGAAAGUGAUAGCAUUGGGCAACUGUCGCCGCUUAGCAACAAAGUGCAGACGCCCACCACACCCGAAUCAGCUGAUGACGAUGAUGCGAAUCCUCAGUCUGAUGACAUGGAACCUUGUUCUACGGAUACGUGCAGCACAGCAGAACCAACGAGGCCAACAAUCAUUUUCCUUGACUGCACUGGAAACCACGAAGCCCUGAGAAGCGACUUUUCUGACAGUGAAGAAACGACCGUUGUGUGGCUCACCCAGCCCACAGCUGAGACAGUAGCUAAUACCCUUUCAGUUCCCGAUGCAUCUUCAGCCAUUGGGAUCAGCAUCUUGUUCACCCCCAGGAAUCGCGGAGCAGUGACGAAUUUAGCACUUCGUCCACAAGCACCUGUUCAGCCAGGUUCUCUCGAAUCUGGGCAAUGCCGUAUUCGUGUACGUGCUGUCGGGCUAAAUUUUCGAGACGUAUUGAAUGUCAUGGGUCUGUAUCCGGGGGACCCUGGACAACCCGGCGCUGACUGCGCAGGUACAGUGGUUGCAGUUGGACCUAAUGCUUCCGGCAUCAAGAUUGGUGAUAGCGUAUAUGGUAUUGCCCAAGGGACUUUGAAAACCUUCGUUACAGCGUCUUCCGACCUGGUAAGACCGAUGCCUGCCACGUUGUCUUUUGAAGAAGCAGCUGCACUGCCGGUGGUGGCAGCGACUGUAAGCUAUGCCCUAGAACAACUGGCUAAAGUCGAAUCAGGCGAGAAGGUCCUCAUACAUACAGCAACAGGUGGUGUAGGACUAAUUGCCAUACAACAUUGCCAGAAGGUAGGGGCAACGGUUUAUGCAACAUGCAGUGGGGGCGUCAAGGAGGAGUACUUGAAGUCCGCCGGAAUCCAGUACAUCACAACUAGCCGAGACUCGAAAUCGUUUGCAAAGGAUAUGCGCGAGUUUCUGGGGGAGGAUGGGCACAUUGAUGUAGUGCUGAACACCCUCGUCGAUGAUUACAUCCCAGAGUCCCUCAAGCUCCUUGGACCCAACGGACGUUUCAUGGAAUUGGGCAAGAGAGGCAUUUGGACUCACGAACAGAUGAAGGAAGCCCGUCCAGAUGUAUAUUACGAGACCAUCGCUGUGGACACUAUGAUGGAGGAGGAUCCUGCAUGGUUUGGUGGCAUGCUUGACAGAAUCCGGGAGCGUGUGGAAAGUGGUCAGCUCAGUAGCCUUCCGCUGAAGGUGUUUGACAUGGAGGACCCCGUUGAAGGAGGAGUGGCGGCAUUCCGGUUUCUGCAGAGGGCUCAGCACAUCGGGAAGGUUGUCGUCAAGUUUGCUAGCUCAAUUGAACCAGUGCAGGAUGGAGCUAUUGUUAUAACGGGUGGCCUCGGCGCCCUGGGGCUAGUUGUUGC